Molecule: messenger RNA, 1479 nt
Organism: Epithele typhae
Lineage: Eukaryota; Fungi; Basidiomycota; Agaricomycetes; Polyporales; Epitheliaceae
Product: Cdc37 N terminal kinase binding-domain-containing protein
Exons: 5
Coding region: 1-1479 (492 amino acids)
Biological process (GO): protein stabilization; protein folding
Cellular component (GO): cytoplasm
Molecular function (GO): protein-folding chaperone binding; protein kinase binding; heat shock protein binding
Source: RefSeq, a predicted model, not a curated record
AUGCCUCUAAACUACUCGAAAUGGGACAAGCUCGAGCUCUCGGACGAUUCCGACAUCGAAGGCCACCCGAACGUCGACAAGAAGUCCCUCGUCCGAUGGAAGCAGCGCGCGAUCCACGAGCAGCGCGAGGAGCGCAAGCACAAGAUCGCGCAGUACAAGGCCGACAUCGCGUGCAACGACGUGCUCAAGCCGCGCAUGCAGACGAUCGCCGACGAGGUCGCCGCGCGCGGGCCCCCGCACUUCUCCGCGCUCGUGGAGAAGUUCCAGACGCGGCCGGACCCUGCCGCCCCGCCGACGAACGCGCCGAACCAGCCGACGUACGACGCGAUGCUGCUGAACCUGAUGUUGCAGGUGUGGGAGGCGGCGAAGGCGCGCGGGGUGGAGAAGGGGGACCCGAAGCUGGGCGAGGCGUUGGUCGCGGGCCUGCGCGAGCACCUCGUCAAGAUCGAGGAGGCGAACGCGAAGCUGCGGGUGCAGCUGAAGAAGGAGGAGGACGAGCAGAACUCGAAGAUCACGUCGGACGACAUGCAUGAGGGCUUUGACUCGACGAUCGUCGCGCCUCUCUCCACACCUGCACCCAUCAAGAACGCGAUUCCCUCGGACAAGCCGAAGAAGACCGUCACCGAGUUCGAGAAUCUCAAUCCGAAAAGCGCAGCGUCCGAGGCGUCGGCAGAAGAGGAUGAGACAGACCUUCCGGAACUCACCCCAUCACUAGCACAAUUCUCCCUCAUCCCCAUCUUCCAGUAUGAUCAGGCAUGGGAGUUCAUCAAAGCCCACCGCGACGUCUACGUCCCCGGAGCGUCUGACGCACUGCUCGUUGCUGCGUUCCGGGCGCAGAGCGAUGGCAAGAAUAAGUACGCGAAACAGUGCGUGCACCACAGUCUACUGCUGCAGUAUUGCGACAAACUUGGGAAGGACGGCCCGUCGGUGUUCUUCCGGAAGAUGGUUAACCGAGACGCUCGCGCGACGGGCCUGUUCGAGAAAGACGUGGAGGACACCUACGCACAUCUUAUCGAGCGCGUCCGGUUAUCCAAGGAGGAAGAGCCUGCGGGCGGCGCGGAACAGAUCCAGCUCGUCGCGGAGAACCCAGAAACGCAGAUCUCGUUCAACGUCCCGCAGGGCCCGCCCCCCGAACAACUCGAGCUCGAGGGUCCCGGGUUCGAGAACGUGUCGGUGGAGGAGGUUCGGCAAGCGCUGCAAAUGCGCUGGGACGUCUUCACCGGCUUCGACGAGAAUUUGCAGGAGGCAAUCAAGGCCGAGAGCCUCGAGAAGAUAAACGUCGCUCUCGCGGCGAUGCCAGUGGAUCAGGCGGAGGAGACGGUGAAGCUGCUGGACAUGGCGGGCAUCCUCAGCUUCGCGGGCCCAGUGCGGGACGAGACGGGGCGCUCGAGUGUGGCGACGGAAGACGCCGAAUACGACGCCGAGUACGAGGAUGAGGAGGAGGAGGGGGAGGGCGGAAGCGCGGCCAAGGCGGAUUGA